This is a messenger RNA of Jatropha curcas, 2399 nucleotides long. Its product is annotated as somatic embryogenesis receptor kinase 2. Gene Ontology annotation, molecular function: ATP binding; protein binding; protein kinase activity. NCBI's taxonomy places the organism in Eukaryota, Viridiplantae, Streptophyta, Magnoliopsida, Malpighiales, Euphorbiaceae. Gene Ontology annotation, biological process: protein phosphorylation. The record is from RefSeq and is a predicted model, not a curated record.
GCUAUAUCAGAAAUAAUCCCUCAAGUCCAUUUUCAAAAAAAGUACACAAAAAGUUUGGCAUUUACAGAGAGAUUUUCAAGAAUCUCCUCCCCUCUUGUGAUCCUAUCUGCUUUGCUCUUUUUUUGACACCAGACCAGCUUUUCGAAACUACCCAUUUCGUUUUAGUCCCUGUUAGUGAUAGCUCUGUUGGGAAAUUUAGGAGUAAAGUUUUAGUUUCUUGCUUUAAAUGAGCUACCAAGAUAGGGUUUCUGGUGAUGUGGGUUUUUAUGGGUGAUACUUUUGUCAAGAUUGAUGGAAAGAAAAACUGGGUUUUGGCUUCUUCUGUGGAUGGUCCUGGUGGUGCCCCCUUUUUCAAGGAUCUCUGCCAAUAUGGAAGGUGAUGCAUUGCAUAACCUCCGAGCAAAUUUACAGGAUCCUAACAACGUCCUGCAGAGCUGGGACCCUACCCUUGUUAAUCCCUGUACAUGGUUUCAUGUUACAUGUAAUAAUGAAAAUAGUGUUAUUAGAGUUGACCUUGGAAAUGCAGCACUAUCUGGCCAAUUGGUUCCACAGCUUGGCCAGCUUAAGAAUUUACAAUACUUGGAACUCUAUGGCAACAACAUUAGUGGACCAAUUCCUAGUGAUAUUGGGAAUCUAACAAACUUGGUGAGCUUGGAUCUUUACUUGAACAGUUUCACUGGUCCUAUUCCAGACACACUGGGCAAACUGACAAAACUGCGUUUCCUUCGACUCAACAACAAUAGCCUGUCAGGUUCAAUUCCUAUCUCCUUGAUUAAUAUUACUGCCCUGCAAGUCUUGGACUUAUCAAACAAUCGCCUAUCAGGGCCUGUACCAGAUAAUGGAUCCUUUUCACUAUUUACUCCCAUAAGUUUUGCAAAUAACUUGGAUCUAUGUGGGCCGGUUACUGGAAAGCCUUGCCCUGGAUCUCCUCCGUUUUCUCCGCCGCCUCCCUUUGUUCCAACACCAACUGCUCCUUAUCCUGGAGAAAGUAAUCCCACUGGAGCAAUUGCUGCCGGAGUGGCUGUUGGUGCUGCUUUACUUUUUGCUGCUCCUGCUAUUUGGUUUGCAUAUUGGAAGCGAAGGCAGCCGCCUGAACUUUUCUUUGAUGUACCUGGCGAAGAGGAUCCUGAGGUCCACUUGGGACAGCUUAAAAGGUUUUCUUUGCGGGAACUGCAAGUUGCAACAGACGGUUUUAGCAACAAGAACAUCCUGGGCAGAGGUGGAUUUGGUAAGGUGUAUAAGGGAAGGUUGGCUGAUGGCACUCUGGUGGCUGUAAAAAGACUUAAAGAGGAGCGGACACCAGGCGGGGAAUUGCAAUUUCAAACAGAGGUGGAAAUGAUCAGCAUGGCGGUGCAUAGGAAUCUUCUAAGAUUGCGUGGUUUUUGCAUGACACCAACUGAGCGACUGCUUGUUUAUCCAUACAUGGCUAAUGGAAGUGUUGCAUCAUGUCUAAGAGAACGUCCACCGUUGGAACCUCCUCUUGAUUGGCCAACAAGGAAGAGAAUUGCAUUGGGUUCUGCAAGGGGCCUUUCUUAUUUACAUGAUCAUUGUGAUCCAAAAAUUAUUCAUCGUGAUGUGAAAGCUGCAAAUAUACUGUUGGAUGAAGAGUUUGAGGCUGUUGUUGGUGAUUUUGGGCUGGCUAAGCUAAUGGACUACAAAGAUACCCAUGUAACAACUGCAGUGCGUGGGACCAUUGGGCAUAUAGCUCCAGAAUAUCUAUCUACUGGAAAAUCAUCUGAGAAAACUGAUGUUUUUGGUUAUGGAAUCAUGCUUUUAGAGCUGAUUACUGGACAGAGAGCGUUCGAUCUGGCAAGGCUUGCAAAUGAUGAUGAUGUUAUGCUGCUUGAUUGGGUAAAAGCUCUUCUAAAAGAGAAAAAGUUGGAAAUGCUGGUUGAUCCCGACCUGCAGAACAACUACAUUGACACUGAAGUAGAACAACUAAUCCAAGUAGCAUUGUUAUGCACCCAAGGCUCUCCAAUGGAACGGCCUAAGAUGUCAGAGGUUGUGAGAAUGCUUGAAGGUGAUGGACUAGCAGAAAGAUGGGAGGAGUGGCAAAAGGUUGAAGUGGUCCGCCAAGAGGCUGAUUUGGCCCCAUCACGAAGCUCCGAAUGGAUACUUGACUCCACUGAGAAUCUCCAUGCUGUAGAAUUGUCAGGUCCAAGAUGACGCUACCGGAGUGAUACAUCAGAAAAUUCUCAUUUGCUCUUUCUGUGUCUUUUGGAUAUCAUUUUCUUGCAGUUAUUGGUUCAUCAUUAAAAUCAUUAUAAUCCAAGUUGAAACUUUAUAAUUUUGUGUAUAUCAAUGUACCUAAUAGUGAUUGCCUAAUUCUCCUUAAUUUUGUAAUAUUUUACGUACUUUAAUAGCAAAAAUUUAUAUGUAUGCUGAGCAGUGAAAAAGUA